CUCCUCGUCAACCUCAACCUUUUCUCAAUCCUCAACCAGAACAUACUCUUCUUCUACCUAUUUACUCUAACAGAGCUCUAUCGACCGUCAGCUCGAGCUCCGAUAUCAUUGCUCUGACUUGCAGCAUGGAUCCUUCCGCCCCUGAUCCACCCCUUGAGCCGCCUAGUUCACCAAAGUCGACAGAAUAUGCGCUUUCCUCCGCCGAGGUAAAGCAAGAACCAGUCGCUUGUAUCUUUUGCCUGAACGAUCUCCUUCGGGGUGCACCUUCGGCAGGUGUCGAUGAGGAUGUUGCUCGCUUGAACCCUUGCAAUCAUACAAUGCAUAACGAAUGCCUUCAACUAUGGCUGGAGAGAGCAAAUAGUUGUCCUCUUUGCCGUACCAACUUUCACGAAGUUAGCGUCUCAAAAACUCUGGAUAGCGAAGUCACCCGAGCAUAUAAUGUUGAGGACAAGAUACAAGUCGCAGACGAUAUCCAACCGCAUUUCAUCCGACCAGUUCUUGAUCUCGCCCUCUUGCAUGCCGCCCGAGAGCACGAUGCUGCGGCAGGCCAUUUCGAAACUUUUCACGCCCAAUGUAGCCACUGUUAUCUAGACGAUCGUGGAGAAACUGUUUUAUGCCCCCUCUGUGCUAGGUUCUACCAUGUCGACUGUCUAGAACCCCGACGACCUGCCAACGUUUUGAUCUGUCGGCGUUGUGCCUUGCGAGAACGAAGGGCCGUAAUGAAUAACGGCAACUCCUUUGAGGACAAUCCUCUUCGGACGGGAUCGCUUUCUAGGUUUCAACGUGCGAGGUUGGUAGCUCGAGAACAACUUGCUUGGGAAUCUGCUUGGGAGCGUCUUGAAGCCGAACAUAGUCCAUGGGAUGACGAUGAAGAUGACGAUGACGACACAGAGAAUCAAAUCGUUUCAAUUCUUACCCGAACUAAUAGGAGACGAGCAGUUGCUGCAGCCCAGACAGGAGGAUUGAGCACUUUUGUCGAACCGGUGGCCUGGACGGAGCCAGUUAGGAGGACCAGAACCGCAUGGCCGCAAGAGCCGAAGGUUAUCACCGAAGAAGAGAAAGAGCUAUGGGAUACUUUUGAAUUGGCUCUAAAGGAGUCCCAGGGCAGAGGGACACACGGGGACCGGAGUCCCCAGGAUGAUCCUUGCACAGAACCAUCGAAGAAGAGGGACGGAGAAUCUAGUUCUGGUCCCGGUAGGAGCUCAGAAGAACAACGUGAAGAGGAAGUACGGCGAAAACGCCCACGCACUAGACGCGAUUCACAAUUGUUGGUCAAUACCGGCGAUGGCCCAAUUUUAAAGAGUCACACAGCGCAUACGACUCCAGUUGCCAUGUUCCCAAACAUCCGCCAGCCCCCCGCCAGCGAAGGCCCAGAAUCCUCACCAAGCGCCUAUUCACAAGUCAUGUCUUACAUCGGAAAAGGCUUGGAGUAUUCCCCUCCGGGCGCUGCGGCCCUCGUCGGCGGUGUGGGACCGGGUGCAGUGCCGCCGGAUUUCUCUGCGGCACCUAGUCCAGGCCGCCGGUUAGCUUCUCCAGAAAUCGCUACAUCGCUGUCUCCGUUUGUUGUCGGCUCACCACCCAUGAGUUGUCCUGGUUCCCCAAUUGCAGAGGCCCCAAUUAGGAGAAGUUCCGGGAAAGUUUCCUCUCCAACGCGUCGAACACCUGCAUCUCCGACCCAACCAAUUUUCUCUCGCCCUUGGGAGAGACCUCCUCGUCCCGCCUCAUCCUCACACAAACGACCCUAUCAGGCUCCAUCACCGCCAUCGGGGAGUGACUCCAGCGGUAACGAGGAUCAACAGAAUUCACGCAAGAGGAGGUCUAUCAACUGUCUAACUCCCGAGGCUAAGCAGGACCUUGCAAGCGUGGUCACAUCAAUCUUGCAACCAAUGUACCCGACAAUGAUUUCGAAGCAGGAGUUUACGGAGAUCAAUAAGAAAGUUUCCAGACAACUGUAUUCAAUCUUCAACAACGAAAAUUUUGGAUUAGAUGAUAAGGAGAGGUGGAAAAAGGUUGCGCAGGAGCAUGUUUCGAUUGCGCUGAAGCAUCUCUCCGUCUAG
Messenger RNA from Tuber melanosporum (Perigord truffle), 2057 nucleotides. RefSeq lists its product as uncharacterized. The transcript has 2 exons. NCBI's taxonomy places the organism in Eukaryota, Fungi, Ascomycota, Pezizomycetes, Pezizales, Tuberaceae. Bases 126 to 2057 code for a protein of 643 amino acids. The record is from RefSeq and is a predicted model, not a curated record.